Messenger RNA from Malania oleifera, 2525 nucleotides. RefSeq lists its product as uncharacterized. The transcript is spliced from 2 exons. NCBI's taxonomy places the organism in Eukaryota, Viridiplantae, Streptophyta, Magnoliopsida, Santalales, Ximeniaceae. The coding region runs from base 800 to 2308 and encodes 502 amino acids. The record is from RefSeq and is a predicted model, not a curated record.
GAAAACUGAUUCCGGGAGAAUAAGGACAACGGGUGUUGACGGCACCCCAGUCGGCAGGGCUUCCUUUCCAUUUGUCCGACCAAAACUCCCCCGCCAAAUUGCACCGUCUCUAUCGCCGUCAAUUAACGGUUAAACCCUAAACCCCACCACUCCCAAAACCUUCCCUCGGUAUUUUCUGGUGAAGGCUGCAACCCCUUCCUCUCCCCUCUCCUCUCGAUCCCACGGUUACUUAAACCUCUCCUUCCCCCACCUUCUCUCUCUCUCUCUCUCUCUCGGAAAAUAAAAAGGGGAAAAAGAAAAGAAAAGAAAAGAAAAGAAAAGAAGUAAUGGUGGAGAUGAGGAUCAUCAUCGCUACCCAAGGCCCCUCCUCUUCCUUUGGAUUCCAGGAAGCUUAUCCGAAAAGCAGAAGUGUUUCCCACCUGUAUUCGGAGGGUUUCGGGAGAUUCUUGGGUUAGGGUUAGAUAUAGUUUUCCUUUAGCGGUUUUGAUGUACCCUUUUCCCCGAAGAUAGGUUGGAGAUUGAGAAGAUUUAUGGUUUAUUUUGUUCUUCUCUACUUCCUGAAUUCUGUGCUCUCUCUGUUUGUCACUGUCUCCUAAAUUAUUAAUUUUGUUGGUUUAUUGAGAAUGGGUAGCGAUGUAUUUAUUUGAUGUAAUAAAUCUAGGGUUCCAUGGAUAGGGCUUUUGUGGGAUCUGUAAGAUGGUAGUGAUUAUGAGGUUUAUUUGGUUGUUGUUUGACUCUUUUUGGGAUGAACGCAACCCACCAGCAUCAAAAUCCCCAAGCUUAAGAGAGAUGAGCUGAAAUGGGAGAUUCUCUCCGCACUGCCCUGUCUAUGGAGAAUCAUCACCCAUCCACGCUCUUAUCCAUGGACUCGAGUGCUUCCUCGCACGACGAAUUGGACCUAGAAAUGAAUCGCCAAGGAAACCUUUCCCGACCGCCUGAUAUUAAUUUACCCCUGUCGGCAGAGCGUAGCCCGCCGUCAACAGCAUGGAAUUCAGACCAGUGUGAUAUCCUGGAUGUUGGGCUUGCUCCCCAAGUUUACGAAACUGAGAGUUUUCUCAAUAUCCCAAAGGUGGGACGAAAAUGCGCCAAGCGGGUGGAUAGUAUCUGGGGUGCUUGGUUUUUCUUUAGCUUCUACUUUAAGCCUGCUUUGAAUGAGAAUUCAAAGGCGAAGAUCACAAGGGAUAGUAAUGGAGUUUCUGGGUUUGAUAAAUCAGAUCUCAAGCUUGAUGUUUUCCUGGUUCAGCAUGACAUGGAGAACAUGUACAUGUGGGUGUUCAAGGAAAGGCCUGAGAAUGCACUCGGUAAGAUGCAGCUGAGGAGUUACAUGAAUGGGCAUUCUAGACAAGGGGAGCACCCUUUUCCAUUUAGUGCCGAGAAGGGCUUUGUUCGAUCUCACAGAAUGCAACGGAAACAUUACAGGGGACUCUCAAACCCCCAGUGUGUGCACGGGAUUGAGAUUGUUGCUUCCCCGAAUCUAAUGGUUCUUGAUGAAGAAGAGAGGAAAAGGUGGAUGGAGCUCACAGGUAGGGAUUCUAGCUUUACAAUACCAACUGAAGCAAGUGAUUUUAGUUCAUGGAGAAAUCUUCCGAACACUGAUUUCGAGCUGGAGAGGCCGCCUCCCCCACUGAAAAGCAACUCGAAUUCCCACUCCAAGAAAUUACUGAAUGGGUCUGGACUUAAUUUGUCAACUCAGCCAUCUAACCAUAGCAAUGGUGAUGGGUUGGACCUAUCUCCUGUAGGCAGCAAGAGGAAGAAGGACUUUUUCCCACAUGGGAAUGAUGAUCAUUGUUAUUUGGCUGUGAAUCCUCCUCCAGAUCGUGUUCCUGAUUUGGAAACUCAUCCAAGCGAACCACAGUGGUUGAGUGACUUUACUGGGGUUAUGAAGAAUGCCUAUGGCCCUGUCACGGCAGCAAAAACAAUCUAUGAGGAUGAAAAAGGUUAUUUGAUCGUUAUCAGCUUGCCAUUUGUGGAUCUUCAGAGGGUGAAAGUUUCCUGGAGGAAUACCCUGACUCGAGGGAUCAUAAAGGUGUCUUGUGUUAGCACUUCACGCAUGCCAUUCAUCAAGAGGCAGGAUAGAACUUUCAAGCUUGCAGAUUCAUCUUCGGAGCAUUGUCCCCCGGGGGAGUUCAUUAGAGAAAUCCCACUUUCAACCCGAAUUCCUGAAGAUGCUAAUAUAGAAGCAUAUUAUGGUGGGUCAGGAUCAGUGCUAGAGAUUCUGGUACCCAAGCUUCGUGUGGGACCAGAAGAGCAUGAAGUUCGUGUUUGCCUUCGCCCUCAUCUUGGAGUCAAUGAGCUUAUGUUGACUUGAGAGACAUUAUUCAGGAAUGCAGGGAUGGUUUCCAUUGUAGGGUGCUUCAUUGUUCACUAACUUUGUACCGUACAGUGUAUUUUAUAGAAGCAAUGUUUCUCACAUUUAUCUUGUGCAAUUUUUGCUCACUGAUUGCUGUAGUUUUUGUUCCCAUGCAUCUAAUUGACUUUAUGUUGUAAUAAACUCCACAUUUAUUAACUUAAAUUUCUAUUGCUUA